AUGGCUACCCACAGCAACUGCUCUGGCAACUGCAGCUCAGGAUCACUCCGAAAUUCUUGCCAUAUCCCCGCCACCUCUUCCAUGGGCCCCUGCUCUACAAACAUGGGCUGUGCAGAGGUCUUCUUCAUACCCAGCAGCUGUCAAGAUCAUACCUGGUUCAUGGACAACUGCCCAGAGACCUUCGCAGAACUUACCAGUGGCCAGCCAAACAGCCGCGAAACCAGCAGCUAUGACACCUCUUCUUGCUCCUCUGCAUACUGUGGGCCCAGACACUGCCAAGGAUCUGGCUUCCUUCCUGCUUCUUCCUUCAUCUCCGGCGCCUGCCUCCCAGCAUCCUAUAGGCCUGUGUCUAGCAGCUGCCGGCCAGUGAGCUCUUUUGUCAACAACUGCCAGCCCAUAGGCUGUGGGUCUGGUGGAUAUCGUCCGUUCCCUUGUGUACCAAACAACGGCCGACCCCUGGGCGUUGUCACUUAUGGAUGCAGGCCUUCAGGUUGUGUGACCUACGGUCCGCAAACCAUCCACAUUGUGUCGAGCAGCCUCAGACCUCUGCAGCCUGUCUGCGGUGGUUGCCAGCCAGUGACUGGUGUGUUUGGCACUUGUCGUCCGUCUUGCUCUGCACAAGGAGGCCUGUAG
Meriones unguiculatus (Mongolian gerbil) is the source of this 633-nucleotide messenger RNA. Its product is annotated as keratin-associated protein 26-1. Lineage: Eukaryota; Metazoa; Chordata; Mammalia; Rodentia; Muridae. The record is from RefSeq and is a predicted model, not a curated record. Gene Ontology annotation, cellular component: keratin filament. The transcript has a single exon. Gene Ontology annotation, molecular function: structural molecule activity. Bases 1 to 633 code for a protein of 210 amino acids.